GGAAUUACAAUGUGUGUCAUUUAAGAGUCGGUAAUUGAAUUAACAGAGUGUGGAAUAUGCAUGCACUCGAUUUCGCUAACGCAAUUAACUGUAAAUAUCUAGUACAAUUUGCGAACGGCCAAAUCAAAUGUUUUCGCUGCCGCGCAAACUUGAGUGCCUCAAAUUUAGGCAAACAAAAAACACUUUCAUCCUUGAUCUUCAAAGGUAUUUGUUACGUUCUAAACAGCAUCACGCGACUUUCAACUUUAAGCGCAACUUAAGUUUGGACCAACCAUAGCGUUCAGUUAGAUAAGUACUGUUGUGAUUUAUGGUUAAGUCAACUCAAAAUAAGUGAAUCAUCUGGAGAGUGAAAUGUUGUUGUUGUUGUUGUUCUGAGAGGGUCAUUAAGUGUUGAUUCUAGUCUUUCACUAUGGCAAACACAGAUAAUGAAUUGGCAGAGAGGUUCACUGAGGUAGACUUGAAGGGGGUGAGGGAUGCAGGCCUGAACACCACUGCUGAUUUGGAUUAUUGUGAGGAGGCGGUCACUUCAGAUUCAGAGGAAUAUCUGUCGGACACAUCAAGAUUUGAGAACUUUAUUACAUCUACCUCCAGCGAGAUGUCUACUGUAACGCUGACGUCCCAACUAGCAGCAGAUGGUGAAAACAAUUAUAACCUGUGCAACGGCAGCUUCAACCUGAGCAACAUAGAGAUCCCAAUUGUAGGCUACGAAGUGAUGGAGAAGAGAGGCAGAUUCACAGUCUACAAAUUGAGAAUAGAAAAUAAAGCUUCUGGAGAUUGCUGGUACGUCUUCAGGCGGUACACGGAUUUCGUGCGGCUCUGCAAUCGCUUCAAAGAUUACCCUAACAUCGUACAGCAUUUACCGCGUAAACGAUUGAUAGGUAACAACUUUGAACCAGCUUUCUUGGAGGAAAGAGUGAGCAGCUUGCAGACUUUGGUGAAUGCGCUUAUCACCGAGCCGGAAUUAGCUAGCAGCCAACAAAUACAAGAUUUUUUUUGCCUAAAUGAACCCCCAAUUUACUCAGAAACCAAUGAAGAAUCUAGAGCUAUUUUUGAAGCGCUGGAAGACACAAUCUACCAAUUAAAGCAGCAAUUGAUGGAGAAAGACGGUGUUAUUGAUUCACUGCACGACAAGUUGCAUCAGCAGGCAAACGAAAAUGAAAAUUUAAGGAAACUUCUCAAAGAUUCAAAGAUGAACAGUCAGAAGGAUAAUGAGGACAUCAGCAAGAUGCUGAAGUAGCAGAGCUAAUAUUGUACCUAACUUACCAUUACCAUUAAUUUUUAUAAUCAUUUCAUUUUAACAUUUAUUAUUUUCAAAUAAUUUAUUUAGUUUUAAGAGUUUCGUAUGAGCACCAAAUAAGAAGUUCUUUGAUGAUUAUGUCAGAUGUACAUAGGGCUGUGUAUUACAUAUUUUUAUUAUAACUUUGUAAGUAUAGAAAAAAAGCAGGUACUUAAAUGAUAUAUUAAUG
Molecule: messenger RNA, 1466 nt
Organism: Nicrophorus vespilloides
Lineage: Eukaryota; Metazoa; Arthropoda; Insecta; Coleoptera; Silphidae
Gene: Snx16
Product: sorting nexin-16
Exons: 6
Coding region: 410-1237 (275 amino acids)
Biological process (GO): early endosome to late endosome transport; protein targeting to lysosome; endosome to lysosome transport
Cellular component (GO): extrinsic component of endosome membrane; early endosome; late endosome
Molecular function (GO): phosphatidylinositol binding
Source: RefSeq, a predicted model, not a curated record